AUGUUGAUGGCUGUGACAGAGUCUAUACCUCUGGACUUUGAACAUGCAGCAAUGCAGACCACCAGGCUCUUGAAGAUGCCUACUUCAAGCCUGCAAAAGCUCUCUUCUAGCUCCUCUGAUAGUGGUGGUAGUAACUCUAACAGUGCAAACAAAGAUCUCGAGGUGAUCCUUGACUCUGAAUGUGAUAAUAAGCCAGAGAAUGGCAACAGACACCUCAGAGCAAGGUUUAGUCAACACCAAACUGAUAAUGAGCGGCUUAUCAUGUGGACUUGUUGGGUGAUAUUAGUGCAGGCUAGAUUUUUUGGGUCUGAGACCAUCGCUGCUGUUAAUGAAUUUGCAAAGAUGGUAUUCCCUACUGCCACAUCAACACCUGAAUUUUUCAUCUUCAACAACAACUGCAAGCUCCGUGCUCACCAAGAUGCUAUUGGUGAUGACCACUUCGCCACAACAGGGAUGCCUGUGGACGUGUUUCACUUCAACUCAAAAUACAAGGAAACUGACACCUACUGUCAGCAGCACUGCAACCCUGCCACUUUCCCAGAGCUCAUUUCUGGUGGCAAGUAG
Suillus clintonianus is the source of this 564-nucleotide messenger RNA. RefSeq lists its product as uncharacterized. The coding region runs from base 1 to 564 and encodes 187 amino acids. The transcript is spliced from 3 exons. The record is from RefSeq and is a predicted model, not a curated record. Lineage: Eukaryota; Fungi; Basidiomycota; Agaricomycetes; Boletales; Suillaceae.